Molecule: messenger RNA, 1987 nt
Organism: Sycon ciliatum
Lineage: Eukaryota; Metazoa; Porifera; Calcarea; Leucosolenida; Sycettidae
Product: histone lysine acetyltransferase CREBBP-like
Exons: 8
Coding region: 150-1181 (343 amino acids)
Biological process (GO): positive regulation of transcription by RNA polymerase II
Cellular component (GO): transcription regulator complex; histone acetyltransferase complex
Molecular function (GO): chromatin DNA binding; transcription coactivator activity; histone acetyltransferase activity
Source: RefSeq, a predicted model, not a curated record
GUAUAACACGCGACUCUGGGUCGGUGCUGUCACUUUGCUGUGUUCAGGUCGCAUUUGCUGGUCGCGUUUUCCUGCUCUGUUGUAUUCUCUUGUGCAUUGAUCUUAGGUCAGACGCAGUGGUGUACAGCAAACGCAGCACUCCGUUCAAAAUGUCUUCUUCAAUUUCUCUGGAGAAAAUGAUCCAAAUUAGGGAACAUCUCCUCCUCAUUGUGCACGCAAAGACGUGCCAGCUUCGUGAGACUGCUGGCAACCGGCCCAUCUGCGGGAUACCGAACUGCAAGAUGAUGAAAGACGUCCUUACCCAUCUGCGUGUCUGCCAGGCUGGUCUAGCUUGUGAAGUCGCACACUGCUCAUCAUCGCGCCCGCUGCUCAAACACUGGCUAAACUGUGGAUAUCCGGACUGCAAUGUCUGUAUUGCAAUGCGGCCACUCUAUCGACUAUAUCAUCCGAAGGCCAGGAACUCAACACAGGGCGGCACGAUGAAUGGAGCUAACCCAGCGACAGCUGCUGCUCUCUCCAUGAUCAAAGUGGAACCGAGCACGGAAAUGCUGCCGCCGCCAGGGAAUGUUGUUGGUGCUGGUUCUGGUGCUGCUUCUGCUGGUGCAACGCCUAGCACUAAUCUCGGUCUGCAGGAUUUUUCAGACAUGUACACAAGUUUGCCGGACUGUGGCAUGCUUCCUCCUGGUGGUAACCACAUCGGUUCAGCUCCUCGUGGUUCGGGUAUAAAUUGUGGUAAUCCUGGCCUGCUACCCAAUGCUGCGCUGCCUGUGGGUCAAGUUGGUGCUGGCAAUAUGCAACAGCCAAUUUCUCACCCCAUGGCUAACCAAGGCAGCACGCAUCAAAUGGACAGUUUUUGGCAAGUUUCUCCACCUGUGGCGAAUCAACCUUGGCAUCAGUAUUCUUCCGUUGCUCGUCGCCAGGAUACCAUUCGCAUAGUGUCCCAAAUGUUCGCCAUGCCUAACUUAGAUCAUGCGAGCUACCCCAUUGGCCAGAUUUUCAAGGACAUGGAAUGCACAUACUUCUCUUAUGCUACCAGUGAGGAGGAGUAUAUGAUGAUGUUUCCAGCCAUGUUUGAUGCUUACCUAUUGGUGGAGUGUAUGAAACUCCACCACCACCAGCAGCAGCAGCAGCAACAACGAGAACAACAACAGCAGCAGCAGCAAGACCGAGAAGAACGGUAGCAGGAAAAAGCAGAUGGAGCUAACCCCAAAAUGGACAUUGCAGCAGCAGCGGCAGCAACAAAUGAUGGCGCAGCAUAUUGCUGCAGUGCAGCAGCAGCAACAACAAUAUCACUGCCAGCUUGUUCACCAGCAGCUUCAGCUCAAUAGUUCAUUCAGAGAAACAAUGUUUUUGUUAAUAGCCCAAUAUGUUUAUCGCUACCUUGUCCUUUUCUUGGUGUCAGGAUUUUUUGUUAUGGGUGUGCGUGUGAGUGUGUGAGUGAGAGAGGACGUGUGUGUGUGCUUGCAUGUGUGUGUGCGCACGUGUAUGUGUAUGGGAGAGAGAGAUUUAGAGAAUGAUUGUGUGUGUGUGGGUGCGCGCGUGAGUGUUGGUGUGCCUGUAUGUGUAUGUGAGAGAAGGAGAGAGUGUGGGUGCGUGAGAGUGUGUGUGCAAGAGUGAGAGAAUAUUAUGUGUGUAAUGGUAUGAGUAUGUGUGGAUUUGGCACUUCCGUCCCCGGCUCUAAUCAAUUAAAUUCAUACCAGAACUGCUGCUGCAUAGCUCAAGUCUGAAGACUUAGCAACUUACUUCUCGCCUGCAGCUGACUCGGGCACUAUUAUUCCCCUCAGCAUUAUUUUCUCACCUCGCCCCCCCCCCCUUAUGUUCAGGCUCUUUGUUUUGGAGCCAUCAUUUGCCUGACGAUCCUAAUUUUAACAUGAAACUCUGAGUUGCCACACAGCUUCAAAUCUCUCUCUUAGCUCUUGUGUACAAGGCUCUGCCCUCUAUGAGUAAUGAGCACUCUUCGGACAGUGGAGCACGCCACUUGAUUAUU